Molecule: messenger RNA, 3392 nt
Organism: Athene cunicularia (burrowing owl)
Lineage: Eukaryota; Metazoa; Chordata; Aves; Strigiformes; Strigidae
Gene: DCP2
Product: decapping mRNA 2
Exons: 11
Coding region: 523-1743 (406 amino acids)
Biological process (GO): nuclear-transcribed mRNA catabolic process, nonsense-mediated decay; deadenylation-dependent decapping of nuclear-transcribed mRNA
Cellular component (GO): cytoplasm; P-body
Molecular function (GO): 5'-(N(7)-methylguanosine 5'-triphospho)-[mRNA] hydrolase activity; manganese ion binding; RNA binding
Source: RefSeq, a predicted model, not a curated record
CGCGGCUGCGUCCCCCUUCUGUGGUACCGCGGCCCUCCGUUGCGGGGGGUGGGGUGGGCACCGUCUCCCUCCGUUGCCCCCCACUUUGCCCGGUGCGAGACGCGUGAGACCGGACCGCAGGGCCAGGGUGGCGUGGGGCUUUGGUUGCUCGGGGCCGCUCGGAGCACUCUGUGGACUGGCGGAACUCCGAGGGGGAGGUGCGGGGCGGCCCAGGGAAAGGGGUGGUGUCGGUACUGCCGCAGCGGCCGCGAAGCGGGAAGCUCGGUGUAGCUGCCCCAGUGCCAGCCCGUGGGGCUUCGUGGGGCGGGAACGCGCCACCUUCACGGCUUCGUGGCCUAAGGCGCGGCCCCCCCGAUUGGAAGCUGCCCUGGUGAGGUGGGAAGGGUGCGCGCCAGCUCUCCUCUGCCGUCGGCACCGUCGUCAGAACCCGAUAAAGGGCCAGACCGGAGCGAGGAAGAGGCCGAGUAUGGAAGAAAAAUCAGAACCUGAUUUGUGGAUGUUUCUUCUGGUGUUCAGCAGCUCAUGAUGUUUGGGCAAGGAAGCCGAUUUAUUUUGCACAUUCCAAGUGAAGAGAGAGACAAUGCAAUCAGAGUGUGUUUUCAGAUUGAACUUGCCCAUUGGUUUUACUUGGAUUUCUACAUGCAAAACACACCAGGAUUACCUCAGUGUGGGAUAAGAGACUUUGCUAAAGCUGUCUUCAAUCACUGCCCUUUUUUACUGCCUCAAGGUGAAGAUGUACAGAAGGUUUUAGAUGAGUGGAAAGAAUACAAAAUGGGAGUGCCAACCUAUGGUGCAAUUAUUCUUGAUGAGACACUUGAAAACGUUCUUUUGGUUCAGGGCUAUUUAGCAAAGUCUGGUUGGGGAUUUCCAAAAGGGAAAGUAAAUAAAGAAGAGGCUCCUCAUGACUGUGCUGCUAGAGAGGUGUUUGAAGAAACUGGGUUUGACAUAAAAGAUUAUAUCUGCAAAGAAGAAUACAUUGAGCUGCGAAUUAAUGAUCAGUUAGCACGGCUGUACAUCAUUCCAGGAGUUCCGAAGAACACAAAAUUCAACCCCAAAACUAGAAGAGAAAUUAGGAAUAUUGAGUGGUUUUCCAUUGACAAAUUACCAUGCCACAGAAAUGACAUGACCCCGAAGUCCAAGCUGGGUUUGGCACCUAACAAAUUCUUUAUGGCAAUUCCCUUCAUCAGGCCAUUGAGGGAAUGGAUUGCCCGAAGGAAUGGAGAUUCCUCAGAUAGCGACAAUGGAUUUUCAUCUACAGGAAGCACACCCUCUAAACCCAAUUUGGAAAAAGCUAGAUCCAAACUUCGCUGUAGUCAGCAGGUGUUUACAGAUGGCUUUUCAGGAGAGCAUAGUGUGAAGCCAAAACAGCCACAGAAGCCAAAUAAUCAUCCUGAACAGUCUGAAGUAUUGAAGAUAAAGAGUCAGAGCUUGAGGAACAGUGGCAGAAAGCAGUGUCAAGAUAAUUCUAACCAAAAGAAGCGAACAAAUGGAGCCCACAGUCAACCAGUUAAGCAGAACCAUACUUCGAAAUGUGAAAAAAGGCUUAAUCCAAGAAGACUUCAAGAUAACUUUGAAACAGAUGCAGCAUAUGAGAUGUGUUGCUCCAGUGAAGACCCACUGCUAGAACAUGUAGAAGGACAUUCUGUGGCAUGUAAUGGCCAUUAUAAAUUUACUUUCUCAUCAAGAGCUUUCUUGAGUUUCAAGUUUGACCAUGAUGCCAUAAUGAAAAGUUUUGACCUCUGACAGCAAAAUAAGAACAAAAAUCAAACUUGCCUGUUGCAUUUGAGGGGGUUUCUUAUCUAGCCUUACUCUUUCUCAGGAGUUUAGUUUAUUUUGUUUUGUUUUGUUUGUUUGUUUUUAAAUGCAAUGCAGGGACUGACUGUUGGUUUGGAAGGGUUUGUUCUCUUUGCAGUAUGGGAGUGGCAUAGUCAGGUGUUGCACUUUAAAUGCUGUAUAGCCUUUAUCCACAAAAGUACCUUUCCAGUGUUCAGUUCACUUGUUCCUAGCUGUGCAUUAGAGGGCAUUCUUUUUUUUUUUUUUCUUUAACUUGCUGUGUGUUACGUAGACUGUCAUUGACUUUUUUGAACUGUUGCUGUAUACCAGCUUGCUAAAACUUUAACUGCUUGAUGUAAAUUAUUGGACUUGUUGUUUCUGUGUAGUACAUUGCAAUAUUACGGCAGUGGCAAUGAAACUGAUUCUCAGAGGACUUCUCAGUCCUAGUGAUUUUGAAACCAAGUUGCACAUUUCAAACCUAGCCUCAGCCUGUCAUCCUUUCUCUGUUCUAGUUGCUUGCCCAAAAUACCUUCCCUCCUUCACACUGAUAGUUCUGUUGGCUGGCAAUCAGUAGUACCUGGAGUCAGAUCUACAGCAUGUUGACUUCUUGUACCUACUCUGCCUCUGUCUUCAGUAAGGAUACACAAACUGGGUAGAAUUUAGCCAUUCAGUGUUUAGCUUCAACUCUUACACACUGUUUCCAGCUGGGUAGGAAGUUGCAAGUUUUGUGUUAUCCCAGUUGCAGCUGCUUUCAAAAAGAAAAGCUUAAACUUUGUCUGUGAGAGGUUACUUGUGUAGAAUUUUUACUGAAUGUAAAUCAGCCUCUGUAGAUCUUGCUGAGGAGGAAGGCAGGUGCAUGGAUAAUAGUAAUUGUGUGACACUAAAUGGCUUAAUCAGGCUUGCAAUAACUAUUCUAAAGGUGUCCAGUAUUGUAUUCUGUGCUGUUGUCCUCAGAUCUCUUGUGUAGUGUAUGCUUUGUAUAUAUCCAGUUGUACUGGAAUUGCACUUGCAGUUAGCAUUUAAAUGAUGUAGCCUCAGUCAUUUUCAGCCACAAUGCUUUUGGGGUUUGAACAUGUGCUUUGCAGUUGAGAGAAAUGCACUGAAAUAAUUUGUCACAGCAGCUUGUGGUAGCAAGCAUGUUGUCCCAAAUUUAAAAAUAGACUUUUCUCUAAAAUAAAGGUGAGUAAUUGGUAACUUUAUAGGUUGAGCGAACUACACCCUUGUCUCAUCACAGUGUAUGCUCAUGCACUGACUCUUUAUGCAACUCAUGUAAUCCAAAACCAAAAUCCUGGUCUUCCUUCAACCACCCUACUUCAUCUACCCUACUUGAUCUGUUGCCUAGUGCUUUUCCUCAGAAAUAGCUUUAGAACUAUCUCCUGGUUUAUUUACCUGCUUGCCACCAGGUGAUUUGGGACUCUAAUGUUGUAAGAAUCCUGGCAGUAGGAGUGUUGGACUUCUGUAUCAGUCAACAGGAGAAAUAGACUGCAUUUUCUCCUUCUGGAGGACAGGAGUCUUGAAGGCCUUGUCUUUCAAGACCAAAUUGUGAAAUAGUUCCACCUAGCUUUGUCUCACUUUGUAUUAAAAAAAAAAAAAAGAAAAAAAAAGUUAUCCAAAGGCAG